AUGCGCGCCGCGGCCUUCCUCGCACGAACAUGCCUCCGCCACGGUAGCCAGCCUGUCCGCCCACAGGUCCGGCGACAUGUACAGCAGAGCCUACGGCGCGGACACCCGACCAACCCAUUCUCGACCUUUCGUUACCUCCGAUACACCUUCCGCCCACCCCCAGCGCCGGUCAAAGGCGGCUCGGCACUUCUCCUCGCCCUCAGCCCAGCAGCCUUCGUCUCCAUCGCGGACGGGGAAGACGAAGAGCACGAGCACAAUGGCAAGACGCACGAACAAGAGAUGCUGGAGAUAUCCAUGCAGGAGCUGGCGGACUACGUGCCAGAACGGCUGCGAGGGUCACGAAAGAUUCGAAGAGGGAUAUGGCGAUUCGUGGAUACGUGGAUCGUGGAGCCCAUAGCAACUGGCCUACGCUUCUUGCAUUUGGUGGUUAUUUUCGUGCCGGUGCUUGCUACCAUACCCAUCAUGUGGUUUGGCGGAAGGGUGGGGGAGAGGGACAACGAGAGGAGAGGAACGUUGUGGUGGUAUGGCUUCCUGGUCUCGUCGAUGGAGAGGGCGGGCGCGGCGUUCAUCAAGCUGGGUCAGUGGGCGGCGAGCAGGACGGAUAUCUUUCCUACGGAGCUGUGUAUGGUCAUGUCGUCGCUGCACUCGAACGCACCGGCGCAUUCGCUCAAGGUCACGAAAGCCACGAUUGAGCGUGCUUUUGGCAGGAAGUUCGACGACAUUUUUGAAGAGUUCCAAGAGAAGCCGCUGGGUGUGGGAGCCAUUGCGCAGGUGUACAAGGCAAAGUUGAAAUCCGAUUUGGCAUCUAUGGAUGAAGACUCUACGAAGCAACCGAGUACGCUGCGGGAACGAGCACAGCGGAAUCUAGAUCCCCUGCUGAAGAGCACGCCCCAGCGCGUUCCGUCGAGCUAUGUGGCAAUCAAAGUGCUACACCCGAAGAUCGAGCGGAUAGUAAGAAGAGAUCUACGGAUCAUGGGCUUCUUUGCCAACAUCAUCAACGCCAUCCCAACCAUGGAAUGGCUCAGCUUCCCAGACGAAGUCGACCAGUUCGGCGAGAUGAUGAGACUACAGCUCGACCUGCGCAUUGAAUCCGCAAACCUGACGCUUUUCCGACGAAACUUCCGGAACAGAAGCACAGCCUGGUUCCCAUACCCCUACACCCAGUACACGACACGCCAGGUCCUCGUCGAGGAGUUCGCCACCGGCAUUCCGCUCGAACACUUCCUCCAGAACGGUGGCGGCGUCUUCCAGAAAGAGAUCGCCGACGAGGGUCUCGACGCUUUCCUCCACAUGCUUCUCAUCGACAACUUCAUCCAUGCCGACCUUCAUCCCGGCAACAUCAUGGUCCGCUUCUACCGACCAGCGAAGGUGGAUGUCAAGUCGAGCCUGCCAGAGAGCUUGCAAAACAAGGCAGGGAUGAAGGUCGCCGCAAUCCAGAACGGCGAAGACGUGACCGAGACCGUGCUCGCUCGUCUCCGACCCCAUCGGCACAACAAGCAGGAAUGGCUUGACACUCUCACAGCCAUAGAUCGCGAGGGAUACAGGCCGCAGCUCAUCUUCAUCGACACUGGCCUAGUCACCGAGCUGAAUGACAAGAACCGAAAGAACUUCCUGGACCUCUUCAAGGCCGUUGCUGAGUUCGACGGCUACAAGGCCGGUCAUCUGAUGGUGGAAAGAUGCCGACAGCCGGACGUGGUCCUCGACAAGGAAGUCUUCGCACUGCGGAUGCAGCAUCUCGUGCUCGGAGUCAAGUCAAGGACCUUUGCGCUGGGCAACAUCAAGAUUGGUGAUAUCCUGAAUGAAGUGCUGGACAUGGUCCGAGGACACCAUGUGAGGUUGGAAGGCGAUUUCGUCAAUGUUGUACUGUCGAUUUUGCUGCUUGAAGGGAUCGGCAGGAGUCUGGACCCAAACCUUGAUUUGUUUUCGGGGGCUCUCCCAAUCCUGCGGCAGCUGGGUGCGCAGAAGAGUGGUCCUCCGGACUGGUCGAUGCUCAAGGUGUGGGCAGGUCUUGAAGCAAGAAAGUUCUUGCAGGCCAGUGUCGAGAGUGUGGAGGCCUGCGUCCGCUACGACCAGCUCUCACCGAACAUCUAG
Molecule: messenger RNA, 2091 nt
Organism: Saxophila tyrrhenica
Lineage: Eukaryota; Fungi; Ascomycota; Dothideomycetes; Mycosphaerellales; Extremaceae
Exons: 2
Coding region: 1-2091 (696 amino acids)
Cellular component (GO): mitochondrion
Source: RefSeq, a predicted model, not a curated record